Cyprinodon variegatus (sheepshead minnow) is the source of this 1299-nucleotide messenger RNA. It is a transcript of the gene cpb2, whose product is annotated as carboxypeptidase B2. Lineage: Eukaryota; Metazoa; Chordata; Actinopteri; Cyprinodontiformes; Cyprinodontidae. Gene Ontology annotation, biological process: fibrinolysis; proteolysis. The transcript is spliced from 11 exons. Gene Ontology annotation, molecular function: zinc ion binding; metallocarboxypeptidase activity. The record is from RefSeq and is a predicted model, not a curated record. Bases 1 to 1299 code for a protein of 432 amino acids.
AUGGCGACUUUUUGGAUGUUAUUUUUUAUUUUUUAUUUUGAACUGCUUCUGAAAACAGGGCACUGCACAGAAACAAGCGGUCAAGUUUUAUCAAUCACCCCUAAUACUCAGGAACAAGUGGAGGUUUUGAGGAAUGUGUCCACCCAGUAUCAGACAGGUUUAUGGAAGCCAGCUUCACCUCACAAUAUAAAAGAGCUAACUCAAGUCCACCUGUACGUUCCUGCAAACAGCUCAGAGACAGUCAGGAACCUGCUGCAGAGACACGGCAUUACUCAUGAGGUGAUGCUAUCCAAUGCAGAUGAAAUUAUAGAAAUGCAGAUGAGGAACGAGUCUGGGGAUCCAAGAAGUGGCUCGACGUUUUACCAAAGAUACCACAAUUUGGAGGAUAUCUAUGAGUGGAUUAACAGAACGGCACACGAAAACCCUACCACAGUUAAAGCUAUUCUUAUUGGCUCCUCAUAUCAGAAGAGACCACUUUAUGCUCUGAAGCUGUCUCUAAAUAACAAGCCAAACAAGAAAGCCAUGUGGAUCGACUGUGGGAUCCAUGCCAGAGAGUGGAUCUCUCCUGCUUUCUGCUUGAUUUUCGUCCAAUAUUCGCUGUCGUUUUACAAAUUGAACUCAGAUAUUACUCAGAUCCUGGACAACAUGGAUAUCUACGUCCUGCCUGUCAUGAACCCAGAUGGAUACAAGUACACCUGGACAAAAGAUAGGAUGUGGAGGAAGAACCGUUCCCCCACAAACGGCACGUCCUGCAUCGGAGUUGAUCUGAACAGAAACUUUGACGCCAACUGGUGUACAAAAGGAGCCUCUCCUGACCCCUGCUCUGAGAUCUACUGCGGCGCCUUCCCUGAGUCGGAGCCAGAGUCGCAGGCUGUUGCCAACUUCUUGCGUAGCAACAAGGACAUCAUUCAGAUCUACUUGACCAUCCACUCCUACUCUCAGAUGCUCCUCAUCCCCUAUUCCUGCACCAUGGAUGAAGCUGAUAAUCACAGUGAACUGUAUGAGAUGGUCAAACAAGCUGCAGAGAAUAUUAGAAGAUACUACAGGAAUGUGUACACAUAUGGAGCCGGAGCUAAAACAAUAUAUCUGGCUCCCGGUGGCUCUGAUGAUUGGGCGCAUAAUCUCGGCAUUAAAUACUCCUUUACGUUUGAGCUCCAGGACCGCGGGCGCUACGGCUUCCUGCUGCCGCCAUCUUAUAUUCAGGGUGCCAGCAAUGAAGCUCUUAUUGCGUUGAAGACCAUCGCUCUGAAGGUCAUAGAGAAAACCCAACCUGCAGCAGGUUCCCCUCAAGAUGUCUGA